AUGUUUUAAUUGUAUGAGAAUGCCGAGAAUUCAACCUACUCUUUUGAGUUCAAGUUGGAUCUAACCUUGUUGAAUGUGUUGCGAUCAUUCACACACAAAGAUCAUGAAUUUCAGGAGGGGUAUUUGGAAUCAAUUUAUGCAUUGUUGUACUACUAUCAGGGGAAGCCAGAGAGUGAGUUAUUUUCAGAGUACUGUGCCUAGAAGGGAAAUCACACAAUCGAGGCUUUAAUAUUUUAGGUGCAUUAUUAUAUUGCAUCGCUAGCAAAUUUAAAUUAGUUGGUGGGAUUCCUGAAGGCAGACGAGAACAAAGUUAUCCCAUUAUCGAGAAGUGACAUCAACAAAACAAAUAUCUUGUCAGUGCAUUCGAUCACAGAUCGAGUGGGUUCCAUAAAUAGCACUGUAUUGGUGAGCAAGUCCUAGACUGUGAAACCAGAGUAUCUUGAUUUAAGAGUGAAGAUAUGCACCUAUGAGAAUAAAGAGGAAGGAGUAUUUUCUAUAGAUUAUAAUGUGCUCUCAUUGGCAAUAUAAGCCAAAGGUAAGUUGGAUCCAUUGGUAGGAAGUCAUUUGGCCAAUAAAUUGAAUAAGAUGUUUAAAUUGGAGUUGUAUCACAUUCUCUUGCAUUUUGCCGAUAAGAAAGGGUAGGUGACAGAGAAUUAUGAUGAAAGAUGCAUGAUCAUUGUAAAUGGAGUCAGCAAUUUCUCAUUUCACAAAAAGGAGUUCACUGAUUUGAGAGACAAGUUCAUUAGACUCUCAUAUGGAAAUGUGGAGAAGAAUGUCGAUGAAAUAACUAAGUUAUUAAUGGACUUAGACCAAGAUGUUGGUAAAUCAAUUAUAGCAAGAGAUACAAAGAGUAAUCAUUAUUUGGAGAAAUUAUUGGUUGGUUUGUUGGGAAAUCCAUUAUAAUUGAUAAGAGAUCAAGCAAUCAUUUUAUUGAAUAUUUUAUAUGAUGGUGUGGAUUGGUAAAAGAGAGUGCCAUUCAAACCCAAGAUAACAAAGGUAGGAUCUAAAUUUGAUAUACAAUACUUAUUUGAAUAUGAUUCAUCAUAUCCUUUAAGUUCAAUUGUUAUUCUCUUGAAGAGUUACAUAUUUGAUUCUGGAUGCAAAUAAAAUAUAGUAUCAUGGCACAAACCUAAAUUGAGUGAGUAUAGUAAUUAGGGAGAUAAAAAGUAUAUGGCAUUUAAGAUGGAUUUUGGUAGAUUCAAGAGAUGUGGUUUUUAUGAUUGGAAGUUAAUUAGAAUGACAACUUCUGGUAAAUUGCAGAGUCUUCAGAAAAUUAUGAAUUUGGAUGAAUUGAAAAGCAAUGUUGAAAUUACAGCACUUCAGAUGAUGGAAGCCAAACCAAUUCAAGGAAGAUUUAUAGUUCAUCCUAGAGAUUCUAAGAACUUACAAAUUCAUGAAAUUUAUGUUGAUUUGUUGGAUGCUAAACCAGAUAAUCAAGGUAAGUUCACAAAGAGGGGAAAUUUCAGAAAAGUUCGUGAAAAAAUACCUGAUUUAGUAUAAUAAGGAAUUAAUUGUGUUUAUUUAAUGGGUACUUUAGAGAGAGAUAAUGGAUUAAUGAUUGAUUAAGACAAACAAUAAAAGUUGUUUAAGAGACCAGAUGUCAGUCCAUUGGCCAUUACUUGUAGAUUAACACCUAAUUAAAUGUUGGGAGGCAAAGAGGAGUUCAUGCAAUUAAAUAAGGUUGCUCAAUAAAACAAAUUAAGAAUAAUAGUAGAUAUGGUUACACGUAUAAGUAGUGCAAGACCUCAUCGAAAAUACAGAAAGGAUUUGGUAUAUAGAUUGGAUGAGUAAGGAAGAUCAGUUGCUAUGUUUGGUACGGAUGGAAGAUCUAUACAUUUUGAAGAUACAAUCAUUUUGAACAAUAGAAAAAAGAGAGUUUGGGAUGUCUUAUUGGAAGAAAUGAUAGAAUUGACAACUCAAUACAAUAUUCAAGGGGUUCAUUUGGAUAAUGGAUCUUCAUGGCCAUAAAUAUUUUCUCUUGAUUUGGAUGAGAUGUAUAGAAAGGACACUGAUGGCAAUCAAGCAUAUUCCAAUAAAUAAAUCUUUAGUGGUGAAAUCUGUUUAUAAAAUGAAGAUUGUGGUUAUUGGGGUUCAAGUGUCAAAAACCUAUAUCCAAAUCCAUUUUUAGUAAAGAUUUGUAAGUCCUUAUGGAGUAAGUUCCCUAACUUUUUGAUUGUGGCAGAGGCUUGGGGUGCAAUGGGAGAAUAAGAAGAAAGAGAGAUCAAUCUGAUUUAAAGUGGUGUGAUUCCUAGAUUAUUCAAGUUACCAAUUGCUAUUGCAUCCAUAUUUGGAGAAAAUUUGAAGAAGGAUGGUACUAUGGUCAAGAUGGAGAGAAAGAAUGUUAAUGCAAUAAAAAAGUGGAUUGAAUACACAGCCAAAUAAUAUCCAGCAGGCAGUAUCAUAGUUUAGAGUACAACAUAUAAUUCAUGGCCUUAUCCUGCUUUAAUUUAUAAACGAGGUACAUGGGCAGCUGUAGAUUUGUUCUUUACUUUGUAAGAUAUUCCUAUGACUUUUAUGGGAGAGGAAGAAGGGUUCGCAUUUCGAGAAAAAACAACUAAUGUGUUCAAUUAUGUGACAAAACAUGAGAGUUCAGAAAUCAAAUUGUAAGAUCCAACUUAAUAAAAGACACCACAGAGAUCACUCAAGAGAGCUGAAUCUUAUGUUUAAGUUAAUGAGGAUUAUGGAUUUGGAUACAAUACAUUAACACAUCAAGUUUAAUUAUAGAUUACAUAAUCACCUGCCAAAUCCAGUAAUAGUGGCUAACCUGUAAGAGUACAAAGUGGUUCAUCAUUGUCAUAGAUGGAUAUCUCCAACAUUGCAACAGCUCAGGAGAAUUUUAGAAGAGAAGUGGGACCAUAAUUUGGAUUCGAUUUAUAACAGAUUGGAAAACAUUAUGUUCACAUUAGACAAAUGAGAAAACAACAUAAAGUGUUAAGAAAUGGAUAGAUGGUAUCAUUGUCAGCUGAACAUAUGUAUGGAUGGCAUACACAUGUGUUGGCCUUUGCUAGGUAUUCUAAAGAUGAAAUGGCCUUGAUUGCUAUAAAUUUUAAUGAUGGUGAAAUUGAUAUGUUCAUGAAUCUUAGAAAUUUAAGAUAUUAUUUUCCUAAUUCAGAAAGAUCUAAUAUUGUUGUAAGAUUACGAAAUUGGUCAUAUCCUAAUUUGGAGAAUGAAGAGACAAGCUACUUUUAUAUUGGUAACUUUUUGACAUCCAGAUUAGAGGUUCAUCUGAAGAACUUUUAAUCUUAAAUUUGGGGAGUUGAAAUCUUAGGUAACUCUUAGGAGGUCCAAUAAAAAGCUUAGAAAAGUGCAUUGAUUAGAUUGUAAUAGAAGAUGUCAUCAAACAUUCCAUUAACUAUCUAUGGAAAUGAUGCUGCAAAUAAGUUGACAUUAUUAACAGACAACUUGAAUUCUUUGUAGUAAUUUAUCAAUGGCUUUUCUCACUAUUACACUCGAGUGAUUAAACCAAAUAACUUUGAUUUGAAUAGAUUGAUCAGUUCAAUGAAGGAUUUCCAAUCUAAUAAAGUGAGAUUGUGUAAACUAUUUGCAUUCUUCUAAUCGAUACUUGGAACUCAAGAUAAGAAUUUGCCUUUCUAUGACACACUAUAAUAAUUGAUUAAUCUUAACAAAUUGGGACCCAUGUGUUUCUGUACUCCUGAGUUGGGCAAAUGGACUACAACUGGUGGAUUGGGAGUAAUGGUAGAUGAAUUAACAUAAGAAUUAGCCAAAAUGAAUGAAGAAGUCAUCCUGAUCACUCCUUAUUAUCAUAGAAAUAAGAAAGGGGAAACAGGAUAUAUACUCAGUGAUGGAUUCUAGCACAUUAGAAAUAUCGAAAUUUGGUUGUAGGGUGAAAAGAUAAUAAUGGGUGUUUUUGAAGGAGUUUUCAAUGGAGUAAGAUUGUUUUGGUUACAUAAUGAACAAUAUUUCCCAUCUGCAUAUGCAGGGGAAGAUGCUAGUUAUGUUAUGAAAUAAUUAACAGUUUAUGCUAAAGGAUGUUUAGAAUUAUUAUGUUAAAUCAAACUUAUUCCUUCAUUAAUUGUCACUAACGAUUGGUUCUGUGGUUUAAUCCCAGGAUAUCUCAGAGUAAGAAGAUAUGGCGAAGCCUUUGCUGGUACUAAAUCAUUUCACAUUGUUCACAAUUUGGACCCUUUAUAUGAAGGAAGACUUUAUCCAAAACCAAACGAAGGAAAAUUGGACUAUAUUCAUGAACUUCCUAACGAUUUCUUUGUUGAUCCAUACUGGCAGAAUUUAGUUAUAAACCCAUCAAGAUGUCCAUUGAUUACAUGUGAUAAUUGGGGAACAGUUUCUUAAUCUUAUAAAUAUGAAUUGUUAGAGUCCUCCCCAUUAGCAAGUGUGUUGAGGAGACAUCCUCAUCCUUUUGCUUUUCCCAACGGUAUCAGAAGAGAAUAAAGAUUCAAGGUGAUUAUGGAUAAAACUAACAAUGAUCAUUUGAAGGCCAAGGAAUAAUUGUAAAAGAAAUAUUUUGGUUGUUCCUAACUUGAAAAUCACAUUGUUGUACUAGGCUUUGUAGGUAGAGUCACUAAACAAAAGGGAGUUCAUCUCAUAUUGGAAGUUGCUGAAGAACUAAUUUAAAGAAGUCAAGGCACUGUUUAGAUAUUAGUUGGUGGACCUGCUGAUAUGAAAGAGGAGUACAGUGCAUUUUGUGCUUAGAAUAUGAUCAGAUUGAAAUCUAUUUAUCCUAGGAACUUUUGGGCUGAUCCAUCUGCAUUCUUUAUGGAUGGUACUUUAGUGAAUGUUGGUUGUGAUUUUGGAUUAAUGCCAUCAUUAUUCGAACCUGGAGGUAUAGUUUAACAUGAGUUCUUUAUUGGAAGCACUCCAGUUAUUGCCUUUAAGACUGGUGGGUUAAGGGAUACUGUCCAUGAAUAUGAUUAGAAACAAUAAAAGGGAUCUGGAUUCAUUUUUGAUUAAUACAAUAGAGGAAACUUCUUAUAUUCUAUAGACAGAGCUCUCUAAUUAUACAAGAAUCAAGACUAGUACACUCAGCUAAGAAAAAAUGCCUUUGAUGCAGCUAUUGAUGUUGCUGAUGUAAGCAGAGCAUGGGCUUAAGAAUAUUACAGAUUAUUUGAAAAGAACUUUAUAGAUAAAGAAUUAGUUUAGUAAAUGGUUGGACAAAUUCAAUAAGAUUAUAAAGAAUUAAAGGAACAAGAGCUUUUUACAAAAGAAGAAGGAAGAGUAUUUUCUAAUUCAGACAAAACCCUUAAGAAUUUUGAAAGGAUUUUGGCUCAUGCAAAGAGAUCCAAUUUGAGAUUACAUUAAUUUGUGUAUCGAUCAACUAGACUGUUGCAACCAAGAUAAGUAGCUGUGUCUGGUUCAUUUGAUGAAUGGAAGGAGAAACACAAACUCAAAUUUGAUCAUUUCUCCAAGGUCUGGAAUGUUACACUGAAACUCCUUCCUGGAGAAUAUUAUUAUAAAUUCUAUGUUGAUGGAGAGUGGAUUUGCACAGAUGACGAUCUUAAAGAUAACGACAUAUAUGGUAAUAUAAAUAAUUUUGUCAUCAUUUAAUGA
Molecule: messenger RNA, 5523 nt
Organism: Paramecium tetraurelia
Lineage: Eukaryota; Ciliophora; Oligohymenophorea; Peniculida; Parameciidae
Exons: 5
Molecular function (GO): glycosyltransferase activity
Source: RefSeq, a predicted model, not a curated record